This is a messenger RNA of Vanderwaltozyma polyspora DSM 70294, 1602 nucleotides long. Its product is annotated as ENTH domain-containing protein. NCBI's taxonomy places the organism in Eukaryota, Fungi, Ascomycota, Saccharomycetes, Saccharomycetales, Saccharomycetaceae. The record is from RefSeq and is a predicted model, not a curated record. Gene Ontology annotation, molecular function: phospholipid binding; clathrin binding. Gene Ontology annotation, cellular component: clathrin vesicle coat; plasma membrane; endosome. Gene Ontology annotation, biological process: endocytosis; actin filament organization. The transcript has a single exon. The coding region runs from base 1 to 1602 and encodes 533 amino acids.
AUGCCAAAACAGUUUGUUCGUUCUGCGAAGAACGUAGUUAAAGGUUAUUCCUCUACUCAGGUGAUGGUAAGAAAUGCCACUUCCAAUGAUUCUGGUGGUCCAGAUAUCGAUACAUUGGACGCCCUUGCUGAAAAAACCUACGAUUCAGUAGAGUUCUUUGAGAUUAUGGAUAUGUUGGAUAAGAGAUUGAACGACAAAGGUAAAUAUUGGAAACAUAUUGCCAAAUCCUUGACUGUUUUAGAUUAUUUAGUAAGAUUUGGUAGUGAAAACUGUGUUUUGUGGUGUAAAGAAAAUUUAUAUAUUAUUCAAACUUUAAAAGAAUUCAGUUAUAUCGAUGAUUCUGACCAUGAUCAAGGUCAGAUUAUUAGGGUCAAGGCUAAGGAAUUGACCUCUUUGUUGAAUGAUGAAGAAAGAUUGAGAGAUGAAAGAGGAAUGAAUAGAAGAGGUGGCAGAAGAGAACGUGCAAGACCAAGAAGAAGACCAAGUGAUGAUGAUGAGUUACAAAGAGCCAUAGAAGAAAGUAAGAGAACAGCAGAAGAUGAUGAUAGACGUAGAAGAAUGAGAGAUGAUGAGGAAGCAGACUUACAAACUGCUUUACAAUUGAGUAAAGAAGAAGAAGAAUUGAAGAGAUUACAAGAGUUACAAAGACUACAACAGCAACAGCAACAGCAACAGCAACAGCAACAACCUAUGUAUUAUGAUAUUUUUGGUAACCCAAUAUCUCAAGAAGAGUAUUUGCAAUACCAAUUACAACAACAACAGCAGCAACAACAAUGGUUGGCCCAGCAACAACAGCAAGAGUUAUUGGCUCAACAACAGCAACAACAAGAACUCUUAGCUCAACAAGAAUUGCUAGCUCAACAACAAUACUGGGCUUUGCAACAGCAACAACAGCAACAGCAACAAGCUGCUUUGUUAGCCCAACAACAAGCUGCAUAUCAACAACCAUUGGCAACCGGUUCAAACAAUCCAUUUGCUAUGAAUAAUCAAGCUUUACAACUGAAUAACCAAAAUGAUAAGGCACAUAGUGAAUUACCAGAUUUCAAUGCUAAGCCUGUAUCUGCUUACCAACCUGCAGAAUUGCCUCCACAACAACAGAUUAGUCUACCACCUCAACCUCAGCAACCUCAGCAACCAUUAAAGCAAACUAGAACUGGUAAUCAAGAUAUUACUGAUAAAUUUGGUGAAUUAAACCAACUUCUAGCAUCUGGUACAGGUAUAGAUACAUUUGGUAACACUGGUGAGGCCCGUAUUCCAGCACAGCAUACAAAGACUGGCACUUUCAUUAAUUCUCAAGGUACAGGUUACAGACAGGUGACGAAUGAUCCAAAGAAUAACCCAUUUUUGAACAGUCAAUAUACAGGAUUACCAAGCACCAACAUUGUGCCUUCACAUACUGGUUAUGGUUUUGGUAAUCAACAACAACAACAGCAGCAGCAGCAGCAGCAGCAACAACAACAACAGCAACUGCAACAGCAACAAUAUCAACAGCAGCAGCAGCAGCAACAACAAUAUCAACCACAACAACAGUACCAACAACAGUACCAGCAGCAACCUCAGCAACAAUCCUAUGAUCAAGGUGUCAGUUUGAUCGAUCUAUGA